AUGGCUACGAACUCCAUCCGAAGAGUUACACUUUCGGGCGUCUCCCGCCUCGGCGGACGUCGCCCUCUUACACCGUUUUGCAGACAGUUCCCAAGAUCGCAGAGCCUCCGAUACGCCUCCGACACCAGCGCAGCAGCAACAAAAGUAACCGCAGAGGCCACGGCCGAGACAGCGAAGGAAACUGUCAAAGAAGCGCCUAAGAAGGCUGGCCGGAGUCUGCGACGGACGGUUGUUGGGACAUCGUUGGCGCUCACGCUAUUGAUUGGGUAUGUGUAUGGAACGGACACGCGGGCGAGCAUUCACCGGUACGGCGUUGUGCCGUUGAUAAGGCAGAUUUUCCCUGAUGCGGAAGAUGCGCAUCAUAUUGGUGUUGAUGCGCUGAAGACACUGUACAAGUAUGGGUUGCAUCCUAGGGAACGAGGGGAUCCGGAUGGAGAUGGGGUUUUGGCGACUGAGGUCUUUGGGUACACACUGGCGAACCCCAUUGGUAUUUCGGGCGGACUUGACAAGCACGCUGAGAUUCCUGACCCAUUGUUCGCGAUUGGUCCUGCUAUCGUCGAAGUCGGGGGCACGACACCGCUACCGCAAGACGGCAACCCGCGUCCUCGUGUCUUCCGCCUUCCCUCGCAGAAGGCCAUGAUCAACCGGUACGGCCUCAACUCCAAGGGUGCGGAUCAUAUGGCGGCUAUCCUGGAGCAGCGCGUCCGCGACUACGCCUACGAGAACGGUUUCGGAGCAUAUGAGGCUGCUGAGCAGCGUGUGCUGGACGGUGAAGCUGGUGUGCCCCCGGGCAGUCUCCAGCCCGGCAAGCUUCUAGCCGUGCAAGUGGCUAAGAACAAGGCCACGCCUGACGGCGACAUCGAAGCCAUCAAGCGUGACUAUGUGUACUGCGUUGACCGCGUUGCGAAAUAUGCCGAUAUCCUCGUCGUCAACGUCUCGAGCCCUAACACACCCGGCCUCCGCGACCUCCAGGCCACUGCGCCUCUCACAGCUAUCCUCAAGGCCGUCGUCUCGUCCGCGAAGAGUGUGGACCGCAAGACCAAGCCCUACGUCAUGGUCAAGGUCAGUCCUGACGAGGACUCGGAUGAGCAAGUUUCCGGGAUCUGCGACGCAGUCCGAGGCUCCGGCGUUGACGGCGUGAUCGUCGGAAACACAACGAACCGUCGCCCGGACCCUCUACCCCAAGGUUACACUCUCCCGGCAAACGAACAGGCAACAUUAAAAGAGACCGGCGGGUAUUCAGGCCCACAGCUGUUCGACCGCACAGUUGCCCUCGUGGCUCGGUACCGCACCAUGCUAGAUGCGGAGUCGGAAACGGCCGGAAGCGCCAGGGAGCUAGCAGCGACUGCUGCGCAAGCCGAGCCAGACUCGGAAAACGUUCCUUCUGUGGAAGCGCCAAGCGCUUCGCCGCGCAAGGUUAUCUUCGCUUCGGGAGGUAUCACCAACGGUAAGCAGGCUCGCGCUGUUUUGGACGCAGGGGCCUCUGUUGCCAUGAUGUACACGGGUGUUGUUUAUGGUGGCAUUGGCACUGUCACUCGUGUGAAACAAGAACUGCGCGAGGAGAAGCAGUAA
Messenger RNA from Aspergillus mulundensis, 1572 nucleotides. Its product is annotated as dihydroorotate dehydrogenase 2. Gene Ontology annotation, molecular function: dihydroorotate dehydrogenase activity. Gene Ontology annotation, cellular component: mitochondrial inner membrane; cytoplasm. The coding region runs from base 1 to 1572 and encodes 523 amino acids. The transcript is spliced from 2 exons. Gene Ontology annotation, biological process: pyrimidine ribonucleotide biosynthetic process; 'de novo' pyrimidine nucleobase biosynthetic process. The record is from RefSeq and is a predicted model, not a curated record. NCBI's taxonomy places the organism in Eukaryota, Fungi, Ascomycota, Eurotiomycetes, Eurotiales, Aspergillaceae.